Messenger RNA from Olea europaea var. sylvestris, 1915 nucleotides. RefSeq names its product pectinesterase-like. Gene Ontology annotation, molecular function: pectinesterase activity; pectinesterase inhibitor activity. Bases 151 to 1854 code for a protein of 567 amino acids. Lineage: Eukaryota; Viridiplantae; Streptophyta; Magnoliopsida; Lamiales; Oleaceae. The transcript has 3 exons. Gene Ontology annotation, biological process: cell wall modification. The record is from RefSeq and is a predicted model, not a curated record.
CAUCGGAGUUCAAGGGGAUACAAAGAAUAAAUCAGAGACCCCUUAGGAGCUCUGCAAAGAAAUAUAAACCAAAAAAAUAAUUAGAAAAUCAGUGGAAAAAAGUCAAAAAAUUUAAAACACUGAUAAGCUUAAAAAAUUGGAUUAGCAAAAAUGGGUUCGGAUGGUUCCGGUGGAACGAAAAAGAAGGUCGCCGUUGCCGGCCUUGCUUCAGUUCUCCUAGUGGCUAUGGUUGUUGCCGUCGCUGUUGGUGUCAAUAAGGGCGGCGAUAGCGGCAGCUCGUCUGGCGACUCCAGUAGCGGUGGUGGUGAAAUCAGCUCCUCGACCAAGGCGGUUAAGGCCAUUUGUGCCCCCACCGAUUACAAGGAAGCUUGUGAGGAAAGCCUUGCCAGUGCCAACAGCAGCGACCCUAGAGAACUCAUUAGGACUGCGUUUGAAUUUACAGUGAGAAAUAUUGGCGAAGCCAUUAAAAACUCGUCUCUUAUUAAGGAAGCUCAAAAGGAUCCGAUGACGUCUCAGGCCCUGGAAACAUGCAAAGAUCUUCUUGAAACCUCCAUUGAUGAUCUCAGGAGGUCUUUCGCAAAAGUUGGGGACUUCGAUCCUAGUAAGAUGGACGACUAUGUCGCCGACGUCAAAACAUGGUUAAGCGCCUCAAUAACUUAUCAGGAAACCUGCAUUGACGGGUUCGAGAACACCACCACCGACACCGGGGAGAAGAUGAAGAAACUCCUGGCAAGCGCUAACAAGCUCACUAGUAAUGGCCUCGCCAUGGUUACAGACUUCGCCCAGAUUCUUUCUGGCCUGCAACUCGGAAGCUUUAGCCGAAGGCUCCUGUCUGAAGACGGCAUUGAAUCAUUCGUCGAUACUGCAUCCCGUAGGCUUCUUGCAACCAAUGUGGCUUCGCUCAAACCUAACGCAGUUGUAGCACAAGACGGCAGUGGAAAAUUUAAAACUAUUACGGACGCAAUUAGGAGCAUUCCCCCGAAAAACAAUCAGACAUUUGUCAUUUUUGUCAAGGCUGGUAUUUAUAAAGAGUAUGUCCAGAUCCCAAAGAAAAUGAACAACAUUGUUUUGGUCGGAGAAGGACCGACUAAAACAAGAAUCACGGGCAACAAGAACUAUGUUGAUGGUGUUUUGACCUUCCACACCGCAACGGUUGCCGUAAAUGCCGAUGGUUUCAUAGCCAAGGACAUUGGAUUCGAGAACGCGGCUGGGCCAGACAAGCACCAGGCGGUAGCGCUCCGAGUUUCCGGCGAUAACGCGAUCUUCUACAAUUGCCACAUCGACGCAUACCAAGACACACUCUACGCACACGCCUACCGCCAAUUCUAUCGUGACUGCGUGAUCUCCGGCACCAUCGAUUUUAUCUUCGGAGAUGCCUCCGCUGUGUUCCAGAACUGUAAAAUGGUGGUCCGUAAACCAAUGGACAACCAAGGCUGCAUGGUCACCGCUCAGGGCCGAAAAGACCGCCGUGGUAUCGGAGCAAUCGUCCUCCAAAACUGUAAGAUCACGGCGGAGCCUGAUUUCCUCGCCGUCAAACCCGCACUUCCGGCAUACCUCGGCCGCCCAUGGAAGGAAUACUCCCGAACCAUAAUCAUGCAAUCUGAUAUCGACGGAUUCAUCGCUCCGGAAGGAUGGUCGCCGUGGGCCGGCACCUGGGGGCUUGACACAUGCUACUACGGCGAGUACCAAAAUCGGGGACCUGGAUCAAACACCGCUAAUAGGGUUACAUGGAAGGGAAUUCAGAAAAUUACUCCACAAAUUGCUGAGAGUUUCACUCCUGGACAAUACCUCCAGGGUGAUUCAUGGAUCAAACCAGUCGGAUUUCCCUAUGAUACCGGCAUGAUCAAAGUGUAAAUAAAUUAUUAUUCGUUUAAUUUUUUCUUCGUAAUUGAAUUUUUAUUUUUUGGUCACGCAA